Molecule: messenger RNA, 999 nt
Organism: Naegleria lovaniensis
Lineage: Eukaryota; Heterolobosea; Eutetramitea; Acrasida; Naegleriidae
Exons: 2
Coding region: 1-999 (332 amino acids)
Biological process (GO): signal transduction
Cellular component (GO): plasma membrane
Molecular function (GO): GTPase activity; GTP binding; GDP binding
Source: RefSeq, a predicted model, not a curated record
AUGCUCAAAUUGCCCUCGGAAAUCUUGUGUGGCGUUUUGGAUUGGAUUAUUCAUGAAGAUCAAAGGAAUUCCAAUCACUCUGAUUCAUCACUCAUCGACUCGAACUGUAUCGAGAAAAUUCAAAUCAUUUGUUCUUUUGAAUUAAUUUCGUUUGAAAUUUCAAAGCGGAAGGAAAUUAAAAAUUAUUUAGAAAAUAACUUUUGGAAACCUCUCUUAUGGAGACAAUGGAGUGACACCUCGAUCAGCAAUAACGUGGCAACAAUCAGUCAAAAGGAAGAAAUCAUGAAACUGCUACAACACAAAGUUCAGAAUAGUUCUUUAACAUUUAAACGAGUUUAUGCCCUCACCAAUCACUACAAAUAUUUAUUUAAGAGAAACCUACAUCAAAGCGUGAAAUCAUUGGGUGUCGGCAAAUCAAGUAUUACCUAUACAAUGUUGCAACGGUUGGAUGCUAAUGGAGAUUUUGAUCCAACUGUUGAAGAUUAUGAAAAAAUUCAAAUAGAGGUGAAUAGUCAACCACUAACUUUGGAAAUUGUAGACACACAAGUAUCCUUACUUCUCCCUCCCUUUGAACAGUUCAUCCAAAGCUGCGACGGACUUGUUUUAGUUUGUUCUGUCAUUGACAGGAGGUCUUUUACUGAAAGUAUUGAAAUUUUGAAACAAUUCAUCAAAGUGAAAAAAUGUCAAAACUUUCCAUUAAUUUACAUGAUUCACAAAGUUGAUCUAAUUACAAGGUCAAUCAAUAGGUGCAAACGAGAAGUCACUGUGGAAAUGGUGGAUCUAGCGAUACGAGAACUUGGUUUAGUGAAUUAUUCUAUUCAUGAGUCCACUAUCAAAAUUCAUUCAUCUGUCAAAAAUGCUUUUCACGAUUUUGUUGUCAAGUGUAGGAAUAUUAUUCCAAUGGAUUACAUGAAAUUAAUUCGUAAUAUUAUUAAGAAAGAUUCUAAAGUGUUUAAUGACUUUGAGAGCCACCAAUCCUCUUCAUGUACCUUAAUGUAA